ACAUGAUUUCAGCAGCCUUAAGAGCAUCUGCCAAACGGUCCACUUCACGUAUAGCAAGAACUAAUAUAGUUUCCACUCAAUAUGUUCGACAUUAUACGUCGACUCAACCAUCUGGUCAUACUUCAAAUGCUACUCCUUGGGCUAUUGGUUCUCUCUUAGUUUUUGGUCCUCUUAUUUUCAAAUUGACUUCCCCUCCUCCUAAAAAACGACAACAACAACAACAUCAUGAAGAACCACCUGUUGUUCAAACCACCAUUACUGUGACUGAACCUACUCCUUCUCCCCCUGCUCCUGUUCCCAAGAAAAUUCAAAAACCUUAUGUCUUGAUUGGUGCUGGUACCGCGUCUUUUGCUGCUGCUCAUUCAAUCAAGGAAGUGGAUCCUGAAGCUAAUGUGAUUAUUAUUGGUGAUGAAGCUUAUAGUCCUUAUAUGCGUCCUCCAUUGUCCAAGGAAAUUUGGUUCUCUGAAGAUCCUGAAGUGACUAAACAUUUACGAUUUAAGGAUUGGGAAGGAAAUGAACGUAGUAUUUACUAUCAAGAUGAUUCACUUUAUGAAAUCCUUGAAGAUGCUUCUGGUUCUGAUUUAUCCACUGAAAAGAUCAAGUUAUUAUUGAACAAACCUGUGACCAAAUUAAAUGUGGAAGAUCAUACUGUGACACUUGCUGACGGAAGUAUCAUCUACUACAACAAGGUACUUUUGGCUACUGGAGGUGCUCCUAAACAACUCCCUAAACAACCAGAAUCACCUAAUAUUACGACUUUCCGUACCAUUGAUGAUCUUAAACAAUUAGAUGCCAUUGUCAAACCUGGUACUCAUAUUGCUGUUGUGGGUGGUGGUUUCUUGGGAUCUGAAUUGGCUGUCGCUUUGGCCAAAAAAGCUAGCAAGCAAAAAGAUAUCCAAAUCACUCAAGUCUUCCCUGAAGAGGGUAAUAUGGCUAAUGUAUUCCCUUCUUAUUUGACUAAAUGGACCACUAGUCGUGUACGAAAAACGGGUGUGGAUGUCAAGAACAACAGUGUGAUCGAUUCAUUACAAGUAUCAGAUGACAAUAAGAAGAUCAAAAUGAUUUUAGAUGCAGGUAUGGAUUCUCUGGAUGUAGAUCAUGUGGUGGUAGCUGUUGGUAUUGAACCUCGUGUAGACUUGGCACGCGAAGCUGGAUUGGAAAUUGAUGAACAACGUGCUGGAGUGAUGGUCAAUGCAGAAUUGGAAGCUCGAAAGGAUGUGUAUGUAGCCGGUGAUAUGGUUUCAUUCCAUGAUAUUCAACUGGGCCGUCGUCGUAUUGAGCAUCAUGAUCAUGCUGUGCUCAGUGGUCGUCAUGCUGGUCAAAACAUGGUUGGACAAAAAUCAAAACCUUACCGACAUCAAUCCAUGUUCUGGUCUGAUCUUGGUCCUGAAGUAGGUUAUGAAGCCGUAGGUUUGGUUGAUUCUCAAUUGUCUACCGUCAGUGUCUGGGCCAAAUCCACUACUAAAGAAGAAAAUAAAAAGGAAGAGGAUGAAGUGACAAAGCCUUCAAAACCCAAUCCUUUCCAAGGUGAAAAGUUUGAAAAAGGUCUUGUAUUCUAUGUUCGCGACCGUAAGAUUGUAGGUUUACUUCUUUUCAACGUGUUUGGCAAAGUCCAAGAAGCUCGCGAUAUUAUUGAUGCUGGUUUGACCUCGGAUAAGAUUGAUCAUCUUCUCAAAAAAUUCGAUCUUUACUCUGAUGAUGCCCACUAGAUAGUGUCCUUGUCCUUCUUGUCCCCAACUCUUUUUUAUCUUUAUUAUUUUUACAUUGUCCCUUCUAGAUUAGAUAGUUUUUGUCUUUAUAUAUUAUGUAUGUGUCAUUGAAUAAUAUUAAUAAAAAAAUUCAUAUGAUUCUUAUGAUGAUGAUGGAAUUCAAUAGAUCAG
Halteromyces radiatus is the source of this 1880-nucleotide messenger RNA. RefSeq lists its product as uncharacterized. The transcript is spliced from 8 exons. Gene Ontology annotation, biological process: apoptotic process; mitochondrial respiratory chain complex assembly. Lineage: Eukaryota; Fungi; Mucoromycota; Mucoromycetes; Mucorales; Cunninghamellaceae. The record is from RefSeq and is a predicted model, not a curated record. Gene Ontology annotation, molecular function: FAD binding; protein dimerization activity; NAD(P)H oxidase H2O2-forming activity. Gene Ontology annotation, cellular component: cytoplasm; mitochondrion. The annotation marks the transcript as partial.